Vigna radiata var. radiata (mung bean) is the source of this 4866-nucleotide messenger RNA. Its product is annotated as ABC transporter G family member 36. Gene Ontology annotation, cellular component: membrane. Gene Ontology annotation, molecular function: ATP binding; ABC-type transporter activity; ATP hydrolysis activity. NCBI's taxonomy places the organism in Eukaryota, Viridiplantae, Streptophyta, Magnoliopsida, Fabales, Fabaceae. The coding region runs from base 310 to 4761 and encodes 1483 amino acids. The record is from RefSeq and is a predicted model, not a curated record. The transcript is spliced from 23 exons.
UCUCUCUCUCUCUCUCUCUCAUUCUCUCACUCAUUUAUCACAUAUUCAUCUAUAUAUGCAUAAUAUAGUUUCCAUUAUUAGACUAUAUACAACACUUUCUUCAUACCAGAAAGCCUCUCUAUUUUAGUUCCAAAUCUUCUCUCGUCAGUGGAAAACAUGUAAAUGAGAGAAACAAAAUAUGAGGGAAAGAUAUGAAAAAACUAACCUUUUACUUUUAGUUUCAACCCCCCAACAACCAAACUUUCUUUGCUGAGCAGAGAAGUUGAAGUUCUAUAAUUCGAUACAUUCAUAGCUGCAGAGAGAGAUAAAAUGGAGGGUAGCAAUUUAAGCAGAAGCAUAAGUAGGAGCUUGAGCAGGUCAAGUUGGAGAAUGGAGGGUGUGUUUGCGAGUGGGAGAUAUUCAAGAAGAACAUCAAAUAUUGAUGAGGACGAAGAGGCUCUCAAGUGGGCAGCCAUAGAGAGAUUACCAACCUACGACAGACUAAGAACAAGUAUCCUUCAAACUUUUGCAGAGGGUGAUCAUGCUCGUCCCAACACAUUGCAACACAGAGAAGUCGAUGUUAGAAAGUUAGAUGUCAACGAAAGGCAAGAGUUUAUAGACAGAAUCUUCAAGGUUGCCGAAGAAGACAAUGAAAAGUACUUGAGCAAGUUCAGAAACAGACUUGAAAAGGUUGGUAUCCGACUCCCAACAGUAGAAGUGAGGUUUCAAAAUUUGACAGUUGAGGCUGAUUCCUACGUUGGAAGCAGAGCUCUGCCAACACUACCAAACGUUGCAUUGAACAUUGCUGAAUCAGCUCUUGGCUUGUGUGGGAUUAGUACCGCAAAGAGAAGAAAGCUCACUAUUCUUAAAGAUGUCUCCGGCAUUAUUAAACCUUCUAGAAUGGCCCUUCUGCUUGGUCCUCCAUCUUCAGGGAAAACGACCCUUUUGCUGGCGUUGGCUGGAAAAUUGGACAAUGAUUUGAGGGUUCGAGGAGAAAUCUCCUACAACGGGUACAAGCUCAAUGAGUUUGUCCCAAGAAAGACUUCAGCCUACAUUAGCCAGAAUGAUGUGCAUAUUGGAGAAAUGACUGUAAAAGAAACCUUCGAUUUCUCAGCUAGAUGUCAAGGAGUUGGAACAAGAUAUGACCUAUUAGCCGAGCUUGCUCGAAGGGAAAAAGAAGCUGGAAUAUUUCCAGAGGCAGAACUUGAUCUUUUCAUGAAGGCCACUGCAAUGGAGGGAACCGAAAGCAGUCUCAUUACUGACUAUACUCUCAAAAUAUUGGGGCUUGAUAUUUGCAAAGAUACGAUCGUGGGUGAUGAAAUGCACAGAGGAGUAUCUGGUGGCCAAAAGAAGCGUGUAACAACAGGAGAAAUGAUUGUUGGGCCCACAAAAACAUUGCUGAUGGAUGAAAUAUCAACGGGUCUUGAUAGCUCCACGACAUAUCAAAUAGUGAAAUGCUUCCAGCAGAUUGUACACCUUACGGAAGCAACCAUAUUCAUGUCUCUACUCCAACCUGCUCCGGAGACGUUCGAUCUGUUUGAUGACAUCAUCUUGAUAUCGGAGGGUCAGAUUGUUUAUCAGGGCCCACGUGAGCACAUCAUUGAGUUCUUUGAAUCAUGUGGAUUUAGAUGUCCUGAAAGAAAGGGAACCGCAGAUUUCUUACAGGAGGUUACUUCAAGGAAAGACCAAGAACAAUAUUGGAUAAAUAGAAACAUACCAUAUCAUUACAUCACAGUAAGCGAAUUUGCAAAUAGAUUCAAGCAAUUCCAUGUUGGAAUGCAACUUGAGAAUGAACUAUCCGUGCCAUUUGACAAAUCAAAGGGACAUAGAGCAGCUCUUGUUUUCAAGAAAUAUACAGUGCCCACAAUGGGACUUCUUAAGGCAUGUUGGGAUAAGGAAUUGCUACUGAUCAAGAGGAACUCUUUUGUCUAUAUAUUUAAGACAGCUCAAAUAUGCAUCAUUGGUAUCAUAGCUGCAACUGUGUUCUUUAGGACCAAAAUGCAUCAAAGGGAUGAGUCUGAUGCAGCAGUUUACAUAGGUGCCAUUUUGUUUACCAUGAUCAUGAACAUGUUCAAUGGUUUUUCUGAAUUACCACUCACCAUUGCAAGACUUCCUGUUUUCUACAAGCACAGAGACCACCUUUUCCAUCCUCCUUGGACUUAUACCCUCCCUAAUUUCUUACUAAGAAUCCCCAUUUCUAUCUUUGAAGCUAUUGUUUGGGUACUUCUCACAUACUACCCAAUAGGAUUUGCACCUGAAGCUAGCAGGUUUUUCAAGCACCUGUUGUUAGUUUUUCUUGUCCAACAAAUGGCAGCUGGGAUGUUUAGGCUCAUAUCUGGAGUUUGUAGAACCAUGAUUAUUGCUAACACUGGUGGAGCCCUCAUGCUGCUUCUUGUUUUUCUACUUGGAGGUUUUAUCCUUCCUAAACGUGACAUUCGAGAUUGGUGGAUAUGGGGUUACUGGAUUUCACCAUUAACAUAUGCGUACAAUGGUUUGACAGUGAACGAAUUAUUUGCUCCAAGGUGGAGCAAACCGGCUAAAGAUGGUGUAACCCCAAUCGGUUUGGCUACGUUAAAUAACUUUGACGUUUUCGCCGAGAAAGGAUGGUACUGGAUAGGUGUAGCGGUUCUCUUGGCCUUCACUGUUCUGUACAAUGUUCUCUUCACCUUUGCACUCAUGUACCUUAAUCCCAUUGGAAAAAAACAAGCAAUAAUAUCUGAAGAAGAAGCAACCGAAAUGGAAACUGGAGGAAACUCUAGGGAAGAGCCUAGACUUCUAAGGCCAGAGCCCAACAGAGAGAUAGCUCCUCAGCCAUUAUAUUCUACUGAUGGAAACAACACACGAGAAGUGGCAAUGCAACAAAUGAGUGGCCGAGGUCAUCCUAGUGGAAUGAGAAAUGUUGAUUCAAUGCGUGAUUCAACCCUUGGUGUUUCCCCGAAGAAGGGAAUGGUUCUACCUUUUCAACCACUUGCAAUGUCUUUUGACAGUGUUAAUUAUUAUGUGGACAUGCCUGCUGAAAUGAAAGAGCAAGGAGUGACAGAAGAUAGACUACAGUUACUGAGGGAAGUAACUGGUGCCUUUAGGCCUGGAGUUUUGACUGCUUUAAUGGGAGUGAGUGGAGCUGGAAAGACAACUUUGAUGGAUGUUUUAGCUGGGAGAAAAACAGGUGGCUACAUUGAAGGAGAUGUUAGAAUAUCAGGCUACCCAAAGAAUCAAGAAACAUUUGCAAGAAUUUCUGGCUACUGUGAGCAGACUGAUAUCCAUUCACCCCAAGUUACUAUUCGAGAGUCUUUGAUCUAUUCUGCUUUCCUUCGUUUACCUAGAGAGGUCAAUAAUGAGGAGAAAAUGAAAUUUGUCGAUGAAGUAAUGGACUUGGUUGAGCUAGACAAUCUCAAGGAUGCUAUAGUUGGGCUUCCAGGUGUUACGGGGUUGUCUACCGAACAAAGAAAAAGACUAACAAUUGCUGUUGAACUUGUUGCAAAUCCUUCAAUCAUUUUCAUGGAUGAACCCACUUCAGGUCUCGAUGCAAGAGCAGCAGCCAUUGUGAUGAGGACUGUGAGAAACACUGUUGACACUGGAAGAACAGUUGUAUGCACAAUUCACCAACCUAGCAUUGAUAUCUUUGAGGCUUUUGACGAGUUGUUGUUGAUGAAGAGAGGAGGCCAAGUGAUAUACUCAGGACCAUUAGGAAGGAAUUCGCACAAGAUUAUAGAAUAUUUUGAGGCAAUCCCAGGGGUCCCAAAAAUUAAGGACAAGUACAAUCCAGCCACAUGGAUGUUAGAGGUAAGCUCUAUAGCAGCUGAAGUUCGACUUGGAAUGGAUUUUGCAGAGUACUACAAAACAUCAUCUUUAUACCAGCGAAACAAAGCUCUCAUAAGGGAAUUAAGCACACCUCCACCAGGAGCAAAAGAUUUGUACUUCCCUACUCAGUAUUCUCAGUCCACUUGGGAACAAUUCAAGUCUUGUUUAUGGAAGCAAUGGUUGACUUAUUGGAGAAGUCCAGAUUAUAACCUUGUCAGAUUUUUCUUCACCUUAGCUGUAGCUUUCGUGGUGGGGACAGUAUUUUGGAGGGUUGGCAAAAAAAGGGGAAGCUCAAGCGACUUGAACACUAUUAUAGGAGCUCUAUAUGGAUCUAUAUUUUUCGUUGGUGUUAACAAUUGUCAAACUGUUCAACCAGUAGUGGCAGUUGAAAGAACAGUGUUUUAUCGAGAAAGAGCUGCUGGAAUGUAUUCUGCUUUGCCUUAUGCCAUUGCACAGGUUAUCUCUGAAAUACCAUAUGUAUUUGUUCAAACUAUUUAUUUUGCAUUCAUAGUGUAUGCUAUGGUGAGCUUUGAAUGGAAAGUGGAAAAGGUCCUCUGGUUUUUCUUUGUUAGUUUUUUCUCCUUCUUGUACUUCACAUAUUAUGGGAUGAUGACUGUUUCCAUUACACCAAACCACCAAGUGGCAUCAAUCUUUGGAGCAGCUUUCUAUGGACUCUUCAAUCUCUUUUCUGGUUUCUUCAUCCCAAGACCAAAAAUUCCAAAAUGGUGGGUUUGGUAUUAUUGGAUCUGCCCAGUAGCAUGGACAGUGUAUGGGUUAAUUGUCUCACAGUAUAGAGAUGUAGAGAUAACCAUUUUUGUGCCUGGUGAGAAUAAUCAAACAAUCAAGCACUAUAUUGAAGACCAUUAUGGGUUUAAACCCAACUUCAUGGGACCAGUUGCUAUUGUUUUGGUCGCUUUUCCAGUCUUCUUUGCCUUUAUAUUUGCCUUCUCCAUCAAAACACUAAACUUCCAAACCAGAUAAAAAUAUAUAUACCAGUAAGGAAGUUAUGCUCUUGCAGGUUUUACCACUCAAUUUAGCUUGUGUAUGUUCAGAGAUAGCAAAUUUAUACACAAAUUUAGAAAACCA